AUGUCAGUACUCACUUCUCCAAGAGGAAAAGUGGAAGUGGUACAUUGCCGAAGAACAGAGUCACAGGAUAUUUACUGUAUCAAAAACCUCAUUAGAAAAUUUACCCAGAAGCUCUUUGGAAAUCUUAAUAUCAUCUAUCUUCUGGAGAAAGCAAACCUUGCCAUCACCCUCCACAAUGACCAAGAGGAGAUCAUGGCCCAGGCCACCUUCCUGGAUUACCCCAACUGGAAUAUCGCCACGCAGGACGAUUGGGUGUCAGUGUUCCGGGAGCUGGACAGUGACAUACCAUGCACACCUCUGAACACACUUUUCAUGCACCUCUUUGUGGCGGUGGAUGAGUAUUCUGUCGGCUGUUGCAAAGAGAUUAUUUGGACCGUUUUCAAGGCGGUGCCGGACCUGCACUUCGUGUUCCUCAUCGUGCCAUCCUGCAUGAGCCUUGGCUCCACUCUCAUAACCGUGUUCAGCCAAGUGGGGUGUGUCCCAAGCCUGACGAAUGAUGAGGACUUUGCUGUGCAUGUAUGUCACAGGCAAAACCACUACCCUCAGCUGCACAUCCGCAAAGCCAGGGUGGAAGAUCACGAUGACCUCAUGCCAAUAUUCCUGCACCACGACACCAUCCUGAAGGAGACGUACGGCGAGUACUUCCUGGCUGAGCUCAUCGAGGCCCAAGACGAGGAGAAUCACGCUGUUGUGUGUGAGGUGGAAGGUGUGGCUGUCGGGUUCAUGAGUGUGUGCUCACAAGUGAACCUGCAGCUCCUGCACAAGUGCUUUGACCUGGGACCCUUCCAUGGCCUCUGCAUCCCGCAUCAGGACGAUAUCCUAGAACCACCCCAGGAGUUCAGCAUCCAUGAAAGUUCAGACUCCAAGCUCGAGAACAUCAGCGAGGAAUACCAGAAAAUAGUCAAGAAGCCGCAGGAAGCUGUGUCGCUGGAGACCAGGGAGAGCAUCCAGAGAAAAGGUGCAGAAGCCACAGUGGAGGAGGCUUUGUCACCAGUCAUAAGUGAGAACACUAGUGAAGUGGAGGACUCAGAAAAACUCAGUCAAGUGAGCAGUAUGGUUUACAUGGGUUACUACACCAGCCAUAGGAGCUCAUUGUCCCUGUCUCUGCCCGAGGACACCAGCAGUUUCCGCCCCGUCUAUAGGGGCGCCUCCACUGCCUUCUGCAUCCAGCUGUUUUUCAUCGACAAGAAGUACGAAGCAAGGUCACUGGACUUUAUGAAUUUUGUUUUCCAUCUUUUCCAUGACAAGGACUUCUGCAUCAUUUCUGUGCCGCAUCUCACCCCUGAGUUUGUCCUCAUCCAGAGCUUCGUGAAGGUGGUUCCCUUCAACAACUGCACCCUAGACCAGGACCUGUACGUCUUCCAUCGGGCGGGGUUGCUCAAGACCAUUAAAAUAAGAUUAGCUACUCUCUCGGACACUCCUGGUGUUGAAAAGCUCGUCAGCACCCUCAUGCCGUCUAAAAGCAUAUUGGAGGAUUUGAAGCAGUACAGCGAGGCUCGCAGGGACCCUGAUGGAACACCACUUCAGGUAUUUGUAGCUGAAGUUGCAGAACAGGUAGUCGGCAUCGCAGUGAUCAGAAAUGAAAUGGAUAUAGAGUAUAUCCGAUCUCACUAUAACAUUGAAGAUUUCAUCUACUUCAAUCACCACCAGCGUGAAGAGCACGGACACCUGUAUCACUUUGUCCUGAAUCCCAUUUUCCGGCACUACACCAAGUUUUUUCUCAAGGAGAUCCUCCGUUUAGGAUACAAAUCUUGUCUCUACUACCCUGUUUACCCACAAGUCAAGGAAAGCAAGGUCCAGAGCCCCAAGGCUUACUCGCUGACGUCCGCCCUCCACUACUUGGUUCCCGUGCGGCCCCGACGACAGAUUGUCUAUCCCCUGGAAAAGCUUGGCAUCAACGCUCCAUCAAAGGAGGUCUCCAAGGACGCGUUGAGUUAUGCCUUGAACCAUACAAACAGAAAACUAUCAUUGGAACCUAAAAUAACCAUCAAUGCCAAGAUUGUUGUCGUUGGCGCAUCCAAUGUUGGAAUUUCCUUCCUAGAAACAUUGGUAUUUUGCUCUCAUCUGAAGUUCAGUAAUCUCACCUUGAUUUCAACCUACGGACUCCCAGGAAAAAAACUUCUGGGCAAUGAACAAAGGAAAUUUUUAGCAAAUGACCACUGCUAUAAUGACAGAGAUCAUGAAUUGAUGUCGCUGUGCUCCUGGGUCAACGUGGUGGUUGCUAGGAUGACUGCCAUAGACCGAGCAGCCAAGCAGGUCAUCGUUUCGAGAGAGAAAGUCGUGCUCUACGACCACCUCAUCCUCUGCACCGGACGGCAGUACCAGGGAAGCAACUCGAGGGCCGGGGGACGUGGGGCAGGGGUUGGGGCACAGGUCCCAUGCCCGACGGAGGUGGAUAUUAGCCUCCAUCCGACCAACAGAGAGGUUUCAAACAGCUGCCUGCGGCGGUACACCGGCCCAAUUCCCUGUAAUCAUUUCACCCUCAACAAUGAGGAGGAUUGCCUGAGGGCCCUGGCCUGGAUCAAGAACAAGUCCAUCACGGCUGAAGGGAACGUCAUCAUCUAUGGGAACUCAAUUGACACAUACACCACUGUGGAGACCCUCUUGAACCUGGGGGUCAGGGGCUCCUGCAUCCACCUGGUACAGCAUCCACCCACGUCCAUCAUCACCUGCAUCAACGACUGCGCAGUGGAGGGUGCGAUAGAGGAUGCGCUCCAGGCCGCGGGGGUGACUGUGUACCGGGACGCACUGCUGGCUCAGUGGAACAACGGGCUGUACCCGGACCCCAUCCACACCGCCAGCUUCACCACGCCCACCAAGCCCUUCCAGCUCCCCUGCUCCAUGUUCUUCAGCUUCCUCGAGAAGAACGUGGAUUAUGAAACGUUCAAAGCCUUCAAUGAUGCAUGCCUGGUCUACGAUGGCCGACUCGUGAUUGACAGCAACUUCCACACCAACGACAUAGCCAUCAGAGCUGCCGGCCCCCUCACCAAGUUCUCCAAUAGGUACUACUCGAACGAGUGGACACACAGCAACUUCAAUUCUAAAGAGAUUGGCUUCCAGCUGGCGGCAGCAAUGCUCAAGCUCUUCGAUCCGACUCUGGAGCCUGUGACUGAACCACCGGCUGACCUUGACCGACUCAUCCCCAUGUACAAGGGAGCCAAGAUUAAAGGAGGCAUCCUCCCUGGGUCUUAUCAUUACUUGCAUGUCUCCAAGCCUGCCAUCCCAACCCCUUUGGAGGUACAGAGGGCCCAGUCUGAUUUUGGUUCAGAAAUAGUGACGGGUAACGUGAAGAAUGGGAAUUACUUCCGCAUCCACAUUAACAAGUACAGGAUGGUGGAAACCAUCACGUGCCUUUCCAAAGUGCCUUUCCCCGCCUCCAACUACAUCCGCUUGUUUGGUCAGCACGAGCAAGCCCUCAACAACCUGUGCGCUCGGUAUGAGGAUGGGCUGGUCCCAGAUCUCUACAGCUACUUCACGGAGUCGUGGUGCAUGGCCCUCUUUCACGAUCGUUUUAUUGAUCUCCGGAAAGCGUUACACCAAAUCUUAUCCUCCAAGGAGGAUGAAAAACUUCCUUCUAUGGAAGAGUUAGCCCGUCAGAUCGAAGAUGAGGAAAUCAACCUGCCAGAGAAGCCCAGGGAUUACCUCAAAAGAGUUUUCCAGGAAACCAUCUACAGGCCUCUGGUGGAGAAGAGCAUCCUUGACUACCUGCACUACAAUCAUUACCACCUGCCCAUGUACGCAUGGCCGGGCAUCAUUUAG
This is a messenger RNA of Rangifer tarandus platyrhynchus (Svalbard reindeer), 3759 nucleotides long. Lineage: Eukaryota; Metazoa; Chordata; Mammalia; Artiodactyla; Cervidae. The record is from the annotation of a GenBank genome assembly.